AUGAAAUUAGGAUAUGGAUCUGGUGGAAACGUCUAUGAAAUGAAUUUCAAGGGAAUUGUGUUUGCAAGAAAGGACAUUAUUCUCGCAGGACAUGCCAAUCCGAACGAUUGGAAGCAAGUACUCCGAGAGUUGGAAACGAUCAAAUUAUGCCAUAAAUGUGCUUUCGUUGUUCAAUAUUUUGGAUAUCUACAGUAUCGACAUGAUGUGUACACCAGCGUUAGCAUUUUCAUGGAAAAAUUGCCGUACAGUUGCUCUGAUUUGAUUCAAAAAUCGGAAAAUAGAAAAAGUAAUUGCGAGAAGGAGCCUUAUAUUCCCGAGUACGUGUGCGGAAGAAUGAUUGCCUGCGUUGUCAAUGCGUUAUAUUUCUUGAAAUAUGACAUGAAUAUAAUUCAUCGUGAUAUAAAACCGUCAAAUAUUCUAGUUGAUCGAGAUGGUCGUUUUAAACUGUGUGAUUUUGGUAUAAGUGGACCACUGCAAAAUUCUGCCGCAUUGACUGCAGUUGGAAGUUGGCCUUAUAUGGCCCCAGAAAAAUUCACUAAUGAGAAAUAUGACAUUAAAAGUGACAUUUGGUCCGUCGGAAUGACAGUCUUCGAGAUGGCGAUGCUAGAAAAUCCUUUCAAUUGCGGAGAUUAUUGCACAACCAUGUGUGCCAUACAAUCUAAAUGCCCCAGAUUAACUCCAGCGCGAAUUUAUGAAUAUGAUGAAAACGGCAAAAAUCAUACAAUAAAGGAAUAUUUCACAGAAGAGUUCAUGGAUUUCGUUCACCGUAUUUUGGAGAAAAAUCCUGAAAACAGGCCCAACUUCAAAGAAUUAAAAGAAUUUAAAUUCUUUUGCGAUCAUGAUAUACAACUUGCGCACAUUGGCUCUGGUUUACAGCAGAAUUGGAAGUCGGUUGGAAAAUGGCUUGAUGAUUUCACACUUGUUUGA
This is a messenger RNA of Caenorhabditis bovis, 927 nucleotides long. Lineage: Eukaryota; Metazoa; Nematoda; Chromadorea; Rhabditida; Rhabditidae. The record is from the annotation of a GenBank genome assembly.